This is a messenger RNA of Cataglyphis hispanica, 2765 nucleotides long. Its product is annotated as zinc finger CCCH domain-containing protein 11A-like. The record is from RefSeq and is a predicted model, not a curated record. NCBI's taxonomy places the organism in Eukaryota, Metazoa, Arthropoda, Insecta, Hymenoptera, Formicidae. Bases 223 to 1557 code for a protein of 444 amino acids. The transcript is spliced from 6 exons. Gene Ontology annotation, molecular function: metal ion binding.
CGAUAGUUGACAGUUGGCAGUAGCGUCCGCGAACGGGAAUUGUGCGAGCGACAGCACGGACGGCACGUUGAGAUAAUCGACACGCACUGACGGUCGAGAUCGACUGAGCGAGGAUCUGUGUUUGAGUGGAUUUUGUGUUGUGCGGAAAAAAAGGUGUCACCGUGGGACUUGCGGCGUCGAGGCAAGGAGCACGAUCACUCGUCCUUUUACAAGUUCUUACAAAUGGAGCACAACCAUAAAAAUCUGGACUGCUACUUCUUCUAUUAUUCUACAUGCAAAAAGGGCGACUUUUGCCCAUAUAGACAUGAACCAUCUGCUCUAGGUUGUGAAACUACGUGCACAUAUUGGCAGCAAGGAAAUUGCCUUAAUGAGCACUGUAACUUCAGACAUAUGGAAUUAAAGAAAAAUCGCAAAUCGAUUCCUUGUUAUUGGGAGACACAACCUGGAGGAUGUAGGAAACCACAUUGUCCAUUUAUGCAUGCGAGUCCACGCAAUAUUACCAAUGAUCCUAUCAAUCCUGUGAAGACAGAAGUAGCAACAAAAUCUCCUAAUCAAGAAUGGCUCAACCGUCAAGAUGACCCCAAGUAUGACGGCAGCAGUACUACUGAGUCGGACCAAGGUAGAGGAAACAGCGAGGCUGGUAGUUUUAUCGGUAGUCCCGCCGUUGAUCCUCUCAUCGUUAAAUUUGAAGAAGAAUCCGAUAAUGAAAGUGCACCAUCACCAGUAAAAUCGCAGCCCAAGGUACCGUACUGCAAGACCUACGAACAGAUGAGACUAGAGGAGAUCCAGGCGGAGAGUGCAGCAUAUUACUCGUACGAGGCUGGAAACAAUGUCGGACUUUUCUGCAAUCAAACGGAUAUUAGCAAGACUAAUAAAAUCGGUGCUACUCGAUGGGUGAAUUUCCCCAAGGCUGAAGAACCGGUAAAGGAGCUAAACUUUAAAGUUUUGAGCCUGGAGGAGAUCCGACGACGGAAGAAGGAGAAAGAGCUGGCCGCUAAAAUUUUGACGGAUGCGCCGGAGCCUUCGUCGCUGAUCGAAACGACGAGAAGCGUGAAGAAGCGUUCGAUCAAACAGUGCGAUGAGGAGAGCUCGGUUAAUCCGGUGAAGAAGCGCAAAAUCAGCUCCGAAUUUAUCAAAAGUGACGAACCCAUCAAGAUACCACCGAUAAAACUGCGAAGGUCUCUGAAAAGCAUUAUUAUAAAUGAUACUCAGACAAAAUCAUGCAAAGAUGUGGCCGGAACGGUGGAUGGUCAGGUUGACGAAAUAUCGUGUCGCGAGAGGCUGGAGAGUCAUAGCGACGAGUCGACUAAUGCGAACAGGAGAAGCGAGGUGGAGGUCAGAUUGUGCGACAGCAGUACAGACGAGGAGAAAACUCAAACGCAAGCGGAACAAGCGAUGGAUGACAGGAAAUCGGUCGCCACGUACACCGCGGAGGAUAUUAUGAGUAGCGCCCUAUUGGCCGGUGGUCGAUCGUACGCGAAUACCGAGGAUGAGUACCUGAGAAUAGACGCGUCGUCUGAUGAUAUUAUGAGAGAUAUCGAAGACUUGCUCAAGUAGAAAAACUGCGAUUUAAGCGACUUUAGACAAAUCUGUGCGUAAGUAAAGAUACUGAGUCUUAUACUCUACGCCCUUUUUCUUAAAGGUUCAAAAAUAUCUUAAAAAAUUUUAUAUAAAAAUAACGUCUAUUCUUUUUUUAAUAUUUGGAUAGACAUAAAUAAAGAACUUAAAAUAGAAAGAUCGUACGGUUAUCUAGACAAGUAUUUAAUCAAUCGUUGAUAGUUUCAUUUUACGCUUUAGCUUUAAUUCGUAAAUUACAUUACGUCUUAAUUUUAUUAUUCCGAAUUUAAGAUUGCGUAUUAAUUUCAGUAUGUACAUAAAUCAAUAUUUCUCUUAUAGUCUUUCUCUGACUUCAAUCAUAUUCAUAACUUUUUUAUUUGUUAUGAAAUUAUCGUGAAAAAUUAAAAUCAAUAAUAAUAAAUAUUCCAAAUGUGCAGUGUAUAAAUAUCACUUAGAGAUAUGUAUGAAAGUUAAAUUAAAAUAUAAUAAUCGCAUUGAUACGAAAUGAUAUUUCGUUGCACAUUUCGAAACUUUGAAAUGAAUAAUAAAUUUUUUGAAAUACACGCAAAAUAAUAAAAGGAAAUAAAUUCUAUACUUUGAAGUUUUUAAUAAUUACUUUAAUCGACGUCAUAUAUGCCUUUAAUAUUAAGACUCUUGAUCACUUAUUGAUGUUAUAUUGAAUUAUGUCAGGAAUCGUGUAAAUUAUUUUUUUGCGAAAUAUUAGAAUGUCGAAAUAAAUUAGUUUUUUUUUUCAAUUUGUCAUUCGUGACAAUAUAAAGCAGUCAAAUAUAUCGAAAAUUAUCUUUGGGAAAAUUAUAUUUAAUUAUAAGUAUAAUUAUAAUUAUAUUUAUAUAUAAUUAUGGAAACUUAUAAUUAUAUAGUUAAAUUGAUAAAUAGCGGCAAAUCUUAAUCAGUUGUCCAUUUGUCCACAAAGUCCCGUUUGUUGGAAAUAGGAUAGCAAUAUAAAUUAUAUAUACAUUUAUUUAUAAAAAAAGCUUUCGGUAUAUCUUACCGUUCUACUGAACGCGGAUGAUAAUGUAUGAAUAAAACUAAUCUAUUUUGAAUAAAAAAAAAUAUUCUUGAUUUCUUACUUCAUAAUUCAAUAUGACUACAAGAAAUGAGAGCCUUAAAGAUUUAGGCUAUAUAUUGAAUGUAUCUAUUAUAUAUUAUUAUUUUUAAAGCCUGUAAACAUUUCGUUUUUGUACUAA